This is a messenger RNA of Ilex paraguariensis (yerba mate), 1089 nucleotides long. NCBI's taxonomy places the organism in Eukaryota, Viridiplantae, Streptophyta, Magnoliopsida, Aquifoliales, Aquifoliaceae. The record is from the annotation of a GenBank genome assembly.
AUGUUUCUAAGAGGAGAUAUUGGUGAUUCUUCAUAUGCAUAUAUUACGGGUGGCCUUGUGCACGAGAUCGAGGAUAUGUGCCGAAGCACCAAAGCAUCUGCCGUUCCAGUUGUGCCUGACUCUGAAGGAACUGAAACAAAUCCAUUUUCUCUUGAUGCAUUAGCUGUUUUCAUGUUUCGUGUGCUUCACCGAGUUAAUCAUCCGGGGAAUCUUGACAAGGCAUCUCCAAAUGCUGGCUAUGUGUUGCUAAUGUUUUAUCACCUUUAUGAGGGCAAGAGUCGCAAGGAAUUUGAGUCUGAGCUAAUUGAACGCUUUGGCUCAAUUGUGAAGAUGCCUCUACUGACGCCCGAUAGGAAUCCUCUACCCGAACCUGUGAAGUCUGUUUUGGAGGAGGGAAUAAAUCUAUACAAGCUUCACACCAACAGGCAUGGAAGAUUGGAGUCAACCAAAGGAAUGUAUACAAAAGACUGGGCUAAAUGGGAGAAGCAAUUGCGGGAAAUUUUGUUUGACAAUUCUGGAUAUCUCAAUUCUGUUCAGGCUCCGUUUGAAUUGUCGGUUAAACAAGUUUUGGAACAAUUAAGAGCUAUUGCAAAGGGUGAGUAUACAACACCGAGAACUGAGAAGCGGAAGUUUGGCAACAUCGUUUUUGCUGCUGUCAGUCUGCCUGUAACAGAAAUGAUAAGUUUUCUCAGUAACUUGGGUGAGAGGAAUCCUGAGGUUGAAGCUUUCCUCAAGGACAAGAAUAUGGAGAACAGUCUUGCAAAGGCUCAUGUGACCCUUGCUCACAAGAGAAGUCAUGGCGUUACAGCUGUAGCCAGCUAUGGGCCGUUUCUCCAUCAGGAGGUCCCCGUGGAUAUGAUUGCGCUACUGUUUUCAGAUCAACUGGCUGCACUGGAAGCUCGUCUUGGUUCUGUUGAUGGUGAGAAGAUAAGUUCGAAAAACCAGUGGCCUCAUGUCACAUUAUGGACUGCUGAAGGAGUUGCAGCAAAGGAAGCCAACACACUACCACAGCUGGUUUCGGAAGGGAAGGCUACUCGUAUUGAGAUCAACCCACCAGUCACCAUAACCGGCAUCCUAGAUUUUUUUUGA